Rotaria sordida is the source of this 774-nucleotide messenger RNA. The record is from the annotation of a GenBank genome assembly. NCBI's taxonomy places the organism in Eukaryota, Metazoa, Rotifera, Eurotatoria, Philodinida, Philodinidae.
AUGGCUACUUCUUCUGAAGAUUUAUCUAUACAAUGUAUGCAUGGUAAAGCUGGUAAUAGUAAUUGGAAAUUACCACGUCUUAUAGCAACAUGUGACAAAAAAGCACGACCAGAUGUUUAUGGUGAAAUCGAUGCUAGUGAAUAUUUAGAUAAUGAUAAUGUACUUGAUGCCAAACUUGAUAUAGUUGUAUCAUUAAUUCGACAAAGUCAACAAUUUGUUGUUUAUACUGGUGCUGGUAUAUCAACAUCAGCUGGUAUCGGUGAUUAUGCAUCAAAAGCAUCGAAUUCUAUAGUUAUGCGUGAAACAAGUGUUAAUCGUUUAAAAGCUAUACCAACAUUAUCUCAUCAUGUACUUGUGGCACUUGAAAAGAAAAAUCGUCUUAAACAUUGGGUACAACAAAAUCAUGAUGGUCUUGCACAACGUGCUGGAUAUCCACAAGAAAAAUUAAAUGAAAUUCAUGGUUCAUGGUUUGAUAAAAAGAAUCCUGUUGUUUUAAUGGAUGAUAACCUUAAAUCUGAUUUACAUAAAUGGUUAAAAGAAUGGGCAGAAAAAUCUGAUCUCGUACUUGCUAUGGGAUCAUCAAUGUCUGGUAUGGCAGCAGAUGUGAUAGCUUCAAGAGUAGCUGAAAGAGAAGGAACACUUGGUUUAAUUAUUAUUAAUUUACAAAAAACACCACAUGAUCAUCUUGCAACAAUAAGAAUUUUUGCACCAUGUGAUAAAGCUAUGUCUUUAUUAGCGAGUAAAAUGAAAUUGAAAAUUCCUAAAAAUAAGUAA